Megalobrama amblycephala (Wuchang bream) is the source of this 2029-nucleotide messenger RNA. RefSeq names its product membrane bound O-acyltransferase domain containing 4 (gene mboat4). Gene Ontology annotation, biological process: lipid modification; peptidyl-serine octanoylation. The record is from RefSeq and is a predicted model, not a curated record. Bases 202 to 1611 code for a protein of 469 amino acids. Gene Ontology annotation, molecular function: serine O-acyltransferase activity. NCBI's taxonomy places the organism in Eukaryota, Metazoa, Chordata, Actinopteri, Cypriniformes, Xenocyprididae. The transcript has 3 exons. Gene Ontology annotation, cellular component: endoplasmic reticulum membrane.
UCCAUCUAUCUAUCUAUCUAUCUAUCUAUCUAUCUAUCUAUCUAUCUAUCUAUCUAUCUAUCUAUCUAUCUAUCUAUCUAUCUAUCUAUCUAUCUAUCUAUCAUUUUCUUGUCCUGUAUGAGAGAAUUGUUUACUCAUAACCUGGUUGGCACUCUGUCAGAUUCCAUUUAGGAAAUAAGUACACACCGUGUGACGGACUGAAUGUCUGUCUAUCUAUGCACACCUGGAAUCCAGAAAGAUAAAAUAAAAGAUAAGUCAGCCAUACAUAUUUAUCACAUCUCUUUUACUCACACACAACACUUGAGGAGUUACCACAAAUCUGGCCUGGUGAUGGAUCUCGUUUGGAUAUUUUGUGGUGGAAGCCUACAGUUGUUUUACCAGUUUGUGAACAUACCAUUUGCAUUUUUGUUUUGUUGUUUAGCCAGACAAGGACAUCUCUCAAUAAUCAACAGGUAUAUCUAUCUGACUUUGGGAGGAUUCAUCCUCGCCAUUGUAACAAUGGGUCCAUACAGCUUAUUGCUGUUCUUCAGUGCCGUCCUUCUCCUCCUGCUGAUCCACUGUCUACACCCAAUGCAUAUUCAUCAGUGGACGCUGGGACUGCAGAUGUGUUGGCAAACCUGCUGGCAUUUGUACAUCCAGUACCAGUUAUACUGGCUUCAAGAAACACCAGACUCUAGGCUUUUACUGGCCAUAUCCGCUCUCAUGUUGAUGACCCAGAGGGCUUCUUCUCUGUCACUUGAUCUGCAGGAAGGAACACUCACUAGUCCGUUUCAAAACAAAAGUCAGGAUCUAUCUGUCCUUAUUUCAUUUCUAAGCUACUCACUUUAUUUUCCUGCUCUUCUUGGAGGACCACUUUGCAGUUUCAAAACAUUUGUGGAGUCUGUUAGGCAAAUGAGUCUAACUCCACCUUUUGCUUCAUAUUUAGGGAAUCUUACUUUAAAGAUAUUGCAAGUUGUAGUUUUGGUGUGGAUUAAAUAUCCUCUCAAGGAACUCUUAACAUCACUCUUAACAUUUAGAAACAGCACUUACGUUUGUCAAGAUAUAUUAUGGAUCUGGAUCCUGUCGCUGCUACUUAAGAUGAACUAUUAUGCGCACUGGAAGAUCAGUGAGUGUGUUAACAGUGCAGCAGGAAUAGGUCUCCAUGGUUAUGGUCACAGUGGAAGAACAUCAUGGGAUGGGCUUUCUGAUGGCAGUCCAUGGGUGACUGAAGCGUCGAGUCGUCCUUCAGUUUUUGCUCGCCAGUGGAACAGAACCACAGCAGUGUGGCUUCGAAGAAUGGUAUUCAAAAGGUCCAACAAAUCUCCAUUGUUCAUGACAUUUGGGUUCUCAGCGUGGUGGCAUGGCCUUCAUCCAGGGCAGAUUUUUGGCUUUCUCAUCUGGGCCUUCACUGUGCAGGGGGACUACAAGCUACAUCAAUUCUUGCAUCCAAAGCUUACCUCCCUGUGGAGGAAAUGGCUGUACAUGUGUCUAAACUGGGCCUUUACUCAGCUGACCAUUUCAUGUGUUGUUGUCUGUGUGGAACUUCAGAGUUUAGCAUCAGUGAAACUGCUCUGGUCUUCAUAUAUCACUGUGUUUCCACUACUGAGUAUUCUGAUGAUUUUAAUCCUGUGAGAAACUCACAGUACCAGUGUAAAUUAUAUGUCAUCAAAUAUCUCAUAACAUAUGGUAAACACAGAAGCUUAUCCAAUCUUACUUGACCAGCCAAACUCAUCGGUACUCACACGUCAGGAAAGUAUUUGAGCUUUCAUUUACCAUAUUUGUUGUUCUGCCUGUGUAUGUGCAUUGAUUUUUGUUCAUGUGUGAAUAAAAGCCUAUUAAAUCUGUUCAUCAAAUAAAGUGAUCAUGUUUCUUCAGAAGACUUGGAUUAAAAUGCUCGAUUCAUGGUGGGAUGAUGGGUGAAAGUUUUGUUUUGUGUGAGCUUAAAUGGACAAAAACGAUGAGAGAAUAAUAAAAUCAUAUCAGGUUUGUAACGACAUGAGGGUGAAUAAAUUAGAACAGCCUUUUCAUAUUUGGGUGAACUAUCCCUUUA